This is a messenger RNA of Mycetomoellerius zeteki, 4943 nucleotides long. It is a transcript of the gene SLO2, whose product is annotated as slowpoke 2. Gene Ontology annotation, biological process: potassium ion transmembrane transport. Gene Ontology annotation, cellular component: plasma membrane. The record is from RefSeq and is a predicted model, not a curated record. NCBI's taxonomy places the organism in Eukaryota, Metazoa, Arthropoda, Insecta, Hymenoptera, Formicidae. Gene Ontology annotation, molecular function: outward rectifier potassium channel activity; intracellular sodium-activated potassium channel activity.
AUGUCGAUGUACUUCUUCCGACUGCACAACCUGCGCCGUCAGGCGGAGGAGGUACGGAAGAAGCGACAAAAACGUGGCAGAAGCAGCCAGGGCGGACAACUUGGGACCAACCAAACGGACCAGUCUCAACCGAUGGCUGGAUCCAUGCAAUGCUGCAAUCGGAUUCAUCGGGGCCCUAGCAGGCUCUUCGAACGGGCCCCUUUACAACCUAGCGACUCGCUUGACGAAAUCGCCUUUCAAAUACCGAGAGUUCGCGUUGAGUAUUAUGUGAAUGAAAAUACAUUCAAGGAACGACUGCAGUUGUACUUCAUCAAGAAUCAACGUUCGAGCUUGAGAAUACGACUUGCCAAUCUCUUCUUCAAGCUCUUAACAUGCUUCCUGUAUAUAUUCAGGGUUAUUACCGACAACGAUCCAACGUUCGCAGCAUGUUACGGUUGUAUACCCGGCAACAAGACCGAGUUUCUCGCGUCGCAGAACUUGACGGAGGAGGAAUUCCAGGAACACCCGACCAUCAAUUGGGAUGCGAUCUUAUGGGUCAGAAGACCCUUAGAGUUAUGGGUUGUCCAAGUCAUCUUGGCUAUGGUGUCGUUAACCGAAGCUUUGCUACUUGCCUACCUCGGUUACAAGGGAAAUGUCUGGCAGCAGCUUCUAUCCUUCCAUUUCAUCCUGGAACUGGUCAACACGAUCCCGUUCACAAUCACGUUAUUAUACCCACCAAUGAGAAAUCUGUUCAUUCCGGUGUUCCUAAAUUGCUGGUUGGCAAAGCACUCUUUGGAAAACAUGUUUAACGACCUACACCGAGCAAUGCAGAAGUCUCAAUCGGCAUUGAGUCAACAGCUGAUGAUCCUUAGUGCUACGUUACUGUGCCUUGUCUUUACUAGCGUAUGCGGGAUCCAGCAUUUCCAGAGAGCAGGGCACAGGCAUUUGAAUCUAUUUCAAAGUACGUACUACGUUGUGGUUACAUUCUCCACGGUGGGCUAUGGGGAUAUCGUACCGGACAUUUGGCCUUCGCAACUUUAUAUGGUCAUUAUGAUCUGCGUGGCUCUCAUAGUUUUACCAACACAGUUCGAACAGUUAGCAUUCACAUGGAUGGAGAGACAGAAGCUUGGUGGCUCGUAUUCAUCACACAGAGCGCAAAGCGAGAAGCACGUGGUAGUUUGCAGUACGACACUGCAAGCCGACACCAUUAUGGACUUUCUAAACGAGUUUUACGCCCAUCCCUUGCUGCAGGACUAUUAUGUGGUGCUUUUAUCACCGAUGGAACUCGAUACCACAAUGCGGAUGAUCCUGCAAGUGCCAAUCUGGGCGCAGAGGGUAAUCUACAUACAGGGCUCGUGCCUGAAGGAUGGUGAUCUUGCGAGAGCCAGGAUGAACGAGGCAGAAGCUUGUUUUGUGCUGGCAGCGAGAAAUUAUGCUGACAAAACCGCUGCUGAUGAACACACGAUACUCAGAUCAUGGGCGGUGAAAGAUUUUGCGCCCAUCGUUCCUCAAUAUGUUCAAAUCUUCCGUCCGGAAAACAAGCUCCACGUGAAGUUCGCGGAGCACGUGGUGUGCGAGGAUGAAUUUAAAUACGCCCUUUUGGCAAAUAAUUGCACAUGUCCCGGCGCAUCGACGUUGGUGACCUUGUUGCUACACACAUCUAGGGGACAAGAAGGUCAACAAUCACAGGAAGAAUGGCACAGGUUAUAUGGUAAAUGUUCCGGCAACGAGAUUUAUCACAUAAUUCUCGGCGACUCCCGCUUUUUCGGAGAGUACGAGGGAAAAUCUUUCACCUACGCGUCCUUCCACAGCCACCGGAAAUACGGGGUUGCGCUUGUCGCAGUCAGACCGGCGGUUUUUUUUAUCCUGAAUCUCGCGACACAUUACCGGUGUCUUUCCUUUUUCUUGGGACCACGACAUAUAAUGAAAAAGACCGAUACUUGCUACUACAUGAGCAUCACCAAAGAGGAAAAUUCCGCGUUCGUGGUCGCGAAUAAUCAAGGUGGUAUUGGCGAGGCAACGCAGGUGAUCGUCGAAACAAAGACGGACGCAACAUCUGCUAAUAACGGGUCGACAACGAGUACCCCGACGACCAACGCUGUAACGGCGACCAUGAAUUCUACAGGGGUAACAUCGGCGACAACGACGACGACUACCACCACGACGAUAUCGACCAGCUGCACCGGUUGCGGUGAUGGGAACGGUACAGCAAUGAGCAACGGUGCCAACGCGCACCAACGAUUUUCCAACAGUUGUAACAUUGCGCUGAGCGAAACACUCUGCAGACAGGAGACCUGCACGGGGCCCCGUGUGCAAGACCGAUCGAACGGUCUCCAAGAUCACAGGGCCCCGUUGCCACCGCAGGUUAUUUUGCAGGUCCUCCCUAGCACGCCCAUACCAACCCAACACUACAACUUACUCGCAUCCAAUGUCCACCCGACUUAUCUCGAUCCCGGCGGAUUCGGGGAUUCGAGGCAAUGCUUAAAAGAGGGAGGAUCGACGCCACAAACGCCUAUCACGGGAAAUCAUCUUGAUGUGCCACGAUCUCUCGAUCCGAAUCCAAAUCUGCUUAGUCCAGAAAUUCUAAUGCAAAGGAGAGGAAGCAGAAGACCAAGUAUUCUACCAGUACCAGAUAUGUUGACAAGCUCGACGUUACAUCUCCCUGGUCAAGAAUCCUUAGACCACGAAGCUGACGAGUCUGAAGAUGAAAUGGAUGAUGAUGUUCCUUGGAGAUCGCCAAGCGAGAAGAUCGCGAUUGUCAAGGGAUUUCCGCCAGUUUCACCUUUUAUUGGAGUCUCGCCAACCUUGUGUUAUCUUCUUAAAGAAAAGAAGCCUCUCUGUUGCCUUCAGCUGGCUCAGGUGUGCCAGCAUUGCAGUUAUAGAAACGCCAAAGAAUACAAUUGGCAGAAUAAGACUAUUAUAUUGGCAGCCGAUUAUGCUAGCAAUGGAAUUUAUAACUUUAUAAUACCACUGAGGGCACAUUUUAGGUCGAAAACAUCAUUAAAUCCGAUCAUCCUUUUGCUGGAAAGAAAACCGGAAAUCGCAUUUCUCGAUGCAGUGUCCUACUUUCCAUUGGUCUAUUGGAUGCGCGGUUCUAUCGACUGUUUAGAUGAUCUUCUCCGGGCUGGUAUUACUUUGGCAGAAAAUGUUGUAGUCGUAAACAAGGAACUCAACAAUUCCGCCGAGGAAGAUACUCUGGCUGAUUGCAACACGAUUGUUGCAGUACAAACUAUGUUCAAAUUCUUCCCAAGCAUAAAGAGCAUAACAGAAUUGUCCCAGUCGAGCAAUAUGCGUUUCAUGCAGUUUCGGGCACACGACAAGUACGCUUUGCAUCUCAGCAAAAUGGAAAAGAGAGAAAAGGAAAGAGGAUCUCACAUAUCGUAUAUGUUUCGACUACCGUUCGCCGCCGGCAGUGUCUUCAGCGCCUCGAUGUUAGAUACUUUGCUUUAUCAAGCAUUCGUCAAAGAUUACGUAAUAACGUUCGUAAGGCUAUUAUUGGGAGUAGAUCAAGCGCCAGGAUCUGGGUUUCUUACAUCGAUGCGUAUAACAAAGGAUGACAUGUGGAUAAGAACAUAUGGUAGAUUAUAUCAAAAACUUUGUUCGACCACCUGCGAAAUUCCAAUUGGAAUAUACAGGACGCAAGAUACUACUGUAUCUGACUCCUCGCACGGCGACUCAGACGCGGAAAGCGACGCCGGCGUCGGUGUGACGUACAAGGUGCGUCAUUCGGCGGCAGCCUCGUGCCUUGCAAAUUGCGGUACCCGUGACAAGGGUGCAUCUGCUUAUUCGGUGAGUCUUGGCGACGAGGCACGCGACAAUCAUGCGCAGCAGAUCGAACGGGCGGAGAUUGCAAACUUGGUGCGUUCACGGAUGGAAUCGCUAAACCUCCCGGUUGCCGACUAUGACGAUGUAUCGGAGAAGCGUAACAGUCUCUCCUAUGUGAUUAUCAACCCAAGCUGCGAUCUAAAACUCGAAGAAGGUGACAUUGUCUACUUGGUGCGACCCAGCCCGUUCUCCGCUCAGAAGACCUUCGAACGACACAACUCUCGCCGCAAGAGCAACAUCAGUUUUUGUUCAGCGCAGCUAGUAUCGCAGAUGAGCGCAGCAGUUGCGGCAGCAGGUCUGCAGACCGGCGGACUGGGUAGUCGUCGCGGUUCCAGCAUAGGUUUAGCCAGAGCGCCACCCUUAGGCACGACCAAGUCAAAUUCACUGUCUUUACCAGAUAGUCCUACCGUGGCCGGCACUCUACGCGGUCGUUCAAACUCGUUGAGGGUGGUCGACGAUAUUCUGCUGCGACGCAGUAAUUCUCUGAGGCAGGGUUUGACGACCAGGAGGAAGAGUAGUCUGGAGGAUAUCGGUUUGGGUGCGCUUUCACAUCCCUCCAAUCACAACUCGAUCAAGAUUGCCUUGAAUGGCUCAAUUGGUCUGGAAGUGACACCGCCAGAAGAAGGUUCGCAGGCUGGCAUCGGCGCUAGCAAUACCGGUAUUCUCGAUGUAGGUCUGCCCUCCAUGCCGGAACUUAACGCAGCCUUGGGACCCAGUCUCGGCGCGGGCCUCGGUGGCUCUUUGGGUGGUCUCUACGAACCAUCCUCUCUUCAGUAUCCAAUGGGUUCACCCUGCCAAUCGCCGCAGAUGCAGGGUACCACACAAGAUCCGCAACAUAUACAGGGGACAAUAGUAUGAUAUAACCUAAUGUGGGGACGCAGGCUCUCCGGCGUGGCACGAAAUAAGUGGCUGUAGCGUUCCCACAUAGCGUUUAAUGCUAGGCGACAUCAAGAAUGAUGACGUCCUUAUAACGAUUGUAACAGCUCGAUAAAGGAUAUUUUAACCAGCGUAUUUCGUGGGACUGACUAAGCCAGAUGAAUGAGACGGCUGGAGAGCAAGGUGUUUGCUUCGAUGAAAUUGAUCACAUCAGACUAGUGACUAUCGCGAGUAUUAGAAAAUAUAUUUUGCAAUAGAUAAAG